GAGCCAGCCGGAGGUGGCAGCAGUUCCGGACGAACGGGAGGACGGUGCGUUUGGGCGCCUGAUGCAGGGCCCCCCCGUCCUCCUUCCGGGAGCAGACAAGGACAAGCGCAAGCGCAAAAAGGACUCGCAGGACUCCGGGGACAAGAAGCUGCAGGGCAAGGGAAAGUGGAGCUUCAGAGGCGCCGUGCCGCGGACGGGUGCGGGAUCGGGGAGCGGCAGUGGCGGACGCUUUUUCUGCAGCGAUCCCGCUCGCAACCACGGCCACGUGGUGUUCGGCGCGCGGCACGGAAAUCGACCGGUGGACGACCCCGGCGGCGCGCGGAAAGCCGGACUGUUCAGCUGGGAGGCGCUCCAGUCGGUGUGCCGCCUGGAUGCAGAGGCACUCCGCGCUCCGCCGAGCUUCCAGUCGCUCUGCGAGCGUGAGCAGCAGCGCGGGGCCAGCCCCUGCUGCGCGUCCUGGUCCAUCCCAAACUAUGUGGCCCUGCUGCACAACCGGUCGUCGUGCCUCCUCAUCACACCCGCCGACGUCACCGAGGUGUUCCAGCGGCUGGAGUCAUGCGCUCCACACUACCACAGCAUGAAGCUGAGCCACGACUGCACGACAGAUGCCCUGCUGUGCAGAGGGGUGCCACAGGAGUGCACCGAGUACAACGCUGUCUACAACAUCCUUCACUUCCUGGCAGACGCAGACUUUCUGGGGCCCCGAGCGACCACGCGGGGCGACGACGACGGCAAGCUCAACGGGACGUUCUUGCAGCGGGGAGGCGUGCUGUCGUACACCAACGUCUUCUUGCCCAUCGCGCAGAGCGUGACGGCCAUGCCGUACUUCAAGGAACUCGAGAGCGACGGGGCACUCUACGACAACGUCACCGAGGUGGUGGCCAUGGAGCUGGGGCUGAAGCACGCCCUCUUCGACGAAUACCUGGUGCACGACACCCUGUACGUGGCCCUGGCUGGGGCGGCGGUGCUCGCCGUGAUGUGGGCCUACACCCAGUCGUUCCUGGUCACCCUGGUCACCUGCCUGGCAGUGCUCUUCUCCCUGGGCACCGCCUAUUUCCUCUACACCACCGUGUACCGGGUGCCCUUCUUCCCCUUCAUGAACAUCCUCACCCUCACCAUCGCCAUCGGCAUAGGUGCAGACGAUGCAUUCCUCUACUGCAAGACUUGGGGCAGCGCCAAGGCGGAGAAGAACAAUGGGACGCUGGUGAAGCUGGUGCGCGAUACCCUGCACCACGCCUGCCUCUCGAUGCUCGUCACCAGUGUCACCACCGCGGCAGCCUUCUUCGCCAGCUUCAGCAGCUCCAUCACUGCCGUGCGCUGCUUCAGCCUGUUUGCGGGCACGGCGGUGCUGGCCAACUUCUUCUUCACGGUCACCUGGCUGCCCGCCGCGCUCAUUGUGGCCGAGAAGUGGUGCUCCUCGGCCUGCUGCCUGUGCGUGCCUCCCUUCGGCGUCUACCUGCCCCGUCUGGGCCGCUUCUGGUGCUGCUCCCCGCUCUGCGCCGCCUUCUGGCGCCUGCACCACAGCUGCUCCGAGGCGUCGCGCGUCUUCUUCGAUAAGCUUCUGCCAUGCGCCGUCAUCCGGCUCCGCUGGUUCUGGCUGGCGUCGCUGGCGGCGUUGGCCGCGGCCGGCGCGUUUGUGGUGCUCUGCCGGCCGCGACUCAGCCUCCCAGAGUCGAAGGAGUUCCAGGUGCUGAGCGCGGGACACCCGUUUGAGCGCUACGACCUUGAGCUCAAGAAGCGCUUCUGGUUCGAGAAGGCGCGCAACAAGGACCCGUUCCACAAGCUGCCCAUCCGUGUGGUCUGGGGCGUCCUUCCGGUGGACACGGGCAACUACCUGGACCCGUUCGACCGGGGCUCGCUGGAGCUGGACCCCACGUUCAACGUGGCCCGCCCGUCCUCCCAGGACUGGCUGCUCUCCUUCUGCAAGCGGCUGCGCUCUCAGUCCUUCCACCGGCCCACCCUGGGUGCGGCCCUCUACUCGGGCUGCUUCAUCGAGACCUUCAAGUCUUGGAUGGAGCGCCGCUGCGUCGACAGCUUCCAGCAGGCCGACCGCUCGCCCUGCUGCGAGUCCAGCCGCUUCCCCUACGCCGAGGACGUCUUCGGCCUGUGCCUGCGGCGCGCCAUCGCCAGCCUCCACCACACGCCGGGCUACUACUUUAUCCCCGGAGUGGCGGGCCCGCGGUUUCUCCGCGACGGACGCGUCGGUGCCGUGGUCCUGGAGUACGACUCGGUGUACACAUACUCCAACGCGCACGCAGACAUGGACGCGUUCCGGACGCGGGUGGACGGGUGGGUGAGCAGGGAGAUGCAGGGCGCCCCCGCGGGGAUGCGCAACGGCUGGUUCACGAGCGAGCUGGAGUUCUACGACCUGCAGGGCAGCCUGUCCCGCGGGACGCUGGUGGCGAUGGGGGUGGCGGUGAGUGUGUCGUUUGUGGCGCUGCUGGUGACGACGCUGAACCUGCUCGUCAGCCUGUACGCCAUCGUGACGAUCGCCUGCAUCAUCUUCACCACGGUCGGGGCGCUGGUGCUGCUGGGCUGGAAGCUGAACGUGCUCGAGAGCAUCACAGUGUCGGUGGCCAUCGGGCUGGCAGUGGACUUUACCAUCCACUACGGCGUCGCCUACAGGCUGUCUCCCCAGGAAGACCGCGAGUCCUCGGUGAUCCAGUCGCUGUCCCGCAUCGGCAGCCCCGUGGCCAUGGCGGCCUUCACGACCUUCCUCUCGGGCGCCCUCAUGUUUCCCUCGCUGGUGCUUGCUUACCUCCAAGUGGGCACGUUCCUCAUGCUCGUCACGGGCGUGUCCUGGACCUACGCCACCUUCUUCUUCCAGUCCCUGCUCAGCGUGGCCGGACCGCAGCGCGGGCGCUUCCAGCUCGACUACCCCUCGCUCCGAUGCUGCGACACCUCCGCCCCGCCGGCCGUCGACAAGACGGUCUACGCGCUCUCCGAGUCUACCCUAUCGACGUCCAGCGCCAGCUGCCCAGCGGUCUCGGCGCAGAUUCCGGCGAGCGAGAGUCACGAGCUGGAGCCGCUCACGCUGAGCGCCGUGCUGAACGGCGCGGCGGCCGUCAAGCGGUCGGGGAAGAAGAAGUUCCGGCAGCGGUCAGGUAGCCUCUCGGCGGCGGCCGCAGCGGCGGCGCGGACUCACGGGGCUCGCCGGAAAGUGAGCCUCCCCGUGGUGAGCGUGACGUUCCACGGCGACCCGAGUCCGCGCCACGUGUCGGGCGCCACGAGCUCUUCGACCAUCGUCUGCGGGGCAGACGAGGAUAACCGCGACGAUCCUGUUGUGUAGAAGGGAGAGGGUACUUCCCUGUUCCCGACUCCUUGUCCUUCGGGGCAUUUGUCGACGUGUUUUUGGCGAGACGCUUUGUUAAGGCUGGUUAAGGGAGGGCGCUACCCAAAGGGGUCAACGUUUGAACUUAAUGACCUUUGCAGUAUAUACUGGCACUUGUGAGGCAGAAUGCUGUGCGAAGUUUCAUCUGUGUACAUGAAUUGUGAAAGAAAUUAUAGUUGUACAUUGAUUAGGAGAACUAUCGUUAAAAAACUAAUGUAAUACACAACUUUUAUUUUUUUUUUUUUCGCUAUACGUGCUUUAGAAUGCCUGGAGAGUGCAACUGUUAAAACUAAAUUUCCAAGAAGUUAUUUAUUUUAGCUAACAUUGCGCUAAAAAAUCAAAUACAUUUUUUGCUCUUUAUGUCAUCGACCAAAUCUUAAAGGGGCCCUCCGAAGCGUUCUGCGAUGGUCUAUUUAUGGCGG
Messenger RNA from Ixodes scapularis (black-legged tick), 3753 nucleotides. Its product is annotated as protein dispatched homolog 1. The transcript is spliced from 8 exons. Gene Ontology annotation, cellular component: membrane. The coding region runs from base 62 to 3289 and encodes 1075 amino acids. The record is from RefSeq and is a predicted model, not a curated record. Lineage: Eukaryota; Metazoa; Arthropoda; Arachnida; Ixodida; Ixodidae.